AUGCGCGGUAAAAGAAGCAUGUUCGUGGAUAUGGAUGAAUCGGUGAAAGGAAAUGUCGUAUUUGGAGAUUCCUCCAAGGUUCCUAUCAAAGGCAGAGGAACUAUACUCAUCCAGUUGAAGAAUGACUCACAACAAUUUAUUACUGAUGUGUACUAUGUCCCGGACAUGACUAGUAACAUCCUGAGUUUGGGUCAGCUGAUGGAGAAAAAUUAUGAAGUUCAAAUGGUGAAUCGUCAAUUGAAGCUGCUAAAUGAGAAGAAGCAGUUGCUAGCCAGAGUCCCAAUGUCAAGAAACAGAAUGUUCACCCUGAACAUUCAAACUGAAAUGGCGAAGUGUUUGAAAGCAUGUGUGAAAUAA
This is a messenger RNA of Linum trigynum, 357 nucleotides long. The record is from the annotation of a GenBank genome assembly. NCBI's taxonomy places the organism in Eukaryota, Viridiplantae, Streptophyta, Magnoliopsida, Malpighiales, Linaceae.